AUGCAGCCGCAGACCUGGUCGUUGCUCACGAAUAUCAGCGUGAAGGUUGGUGUAUAUCAUGGCGACCUUUCCGCACGCAGCAGACACCUCCAUCACUUCUGUCUGAAGAUCAACUCUAUCAAAGACGCCGCACACGGCGCACACGAUGCUGAUGUCUAUAAACGAGCUCAAUCCCACGUCGACGGCCUGCUUGCGCUUCAUCGCAAGCGUCCGGAUCUUCUGACGUCCUUCAUCCGACUCAAUCCCCUAGUCAACAAGAGCUGUCCUAUUGCGCUGCUUGCCACUCUAAGCCUCCGCAUGUUUGCCUGCCUGCCAAAUAUGUCCCAACUCUGGACGCUCGACGACAGCAUCUGGACCUACGUCUUCCUCUGGAUAGAGUACUUCCUCCCGAUCAAUCAUCCUUACGAGGAAAAGGCUAUCGCCACCCUGUUGGACAAAGAUUACAAUGUUCUUUCCUCGAUCCUCGCCUUGAUCUCCACCGCCUUCAGCCUCUUCCGCAGCCCACGUCCCCCUAUCCGAAACAUCAUGCUCGAGAGAGAGUACUUCGCGCCAAGGACCUUCAUCAAAAUCUGGCUCAAUGGGCCCUUGUUGAUGAACGGCGCUGAGAUAGAUCGCGGUAUGAUGAUGUUUUACGGGCUCGACUUCAUGCACGAAUACAUCGUGCGCCACGACGAUAGCGCCGUCCGCGCAUUGCUCAUCGAAGAAAUUCUCAAGAUCACCAAAUCCCGCCCCGGUCGCGUUUUCGGAAAGAGCUGGCUGGCCUGGCACCACAGGUGCCUCGAUCUAUUCCACCCUCUUAGCGACGAGAGACACUGGGACAAGCAACUUGAGUUGGGAAGCGCACUCGCCGAUGUACCCGCACUGGGUGCAAGCGAUUGCCCUCGGGAGAUGAUACGCUGCUUAAUAAGCAACAUAAAGUGGGCCAUCUCGGACGAGCGCUUGAAGACCGCUGUCGGCAACUACAAGCUGAUGCACAAGCUCUUCGUGUUGUCGAAAGACGACAGGCUUAUACGGACCGCGAUUAGGUACGAUCUGCUGUCGCUACCUAGCAAUCUGCGGGCCGCUUCACAAGAGCACGCCGUCGACACCAACGCCGUACUCGACAUUAUGGGAGGAUCGCUCGUCUCGCCGCGAGCCUUACGCGAGUUCCAUCGCUCGUAUUCGCGGAUACAAGGCUUGGUUCCUAGGCCACAAUUAGGCAGGAAGGAGAUGGACCUGGUUGCAUUGUGCGCCAAGCGACUGUCCCUAGUGAACCGCAGGAAGUGGGCGCUACAACAGAAGUGCUGUAGGAACCGUUGCUCGAACAGGCUUUCGACGUAUAACACCGCCAAGCUCCGCGCUUGUCUAUGCGGAGAAGCGCUGUACUGCUCCUCAGGAUGCCAGCGAGCGCACUGGGUAGAGGGCAAGCAUCGUCAAGUCUGCCCGUAUAAAGCCAAUCCAGCAGAUAUCCUCCCGGCGAAACAAUACGCGUUUCUCGUAUCCAUCGCGCACGCCAGCUUGGUGCAGGGCUUUUCGGAUAUCCAGUCGAAGUUACUGCGUCACGAAGACUCAUUUCGUGCGGCGAUACCGCUAGAUUUGGAUCUGACGCGAGGCGAACCUCGGGGGCCGCCAAUGCACACGGUCUACCAACUUCUUCCCCGCCUGGACGGUGGAACCAUUCUCGGUGCCGUUUUGGCCGCUCUCGUGUCAAUGCUUCAUGACGGGUUCGGAAUAAAGUCGGUCUGGUACCCUUAG
Messenger RNA from Schizophyllum commune H4-8, 1734 nucleotides. RefSeq lists its product as uncharacterized. The coding region runs from base 1 to 1734 and encodes 577 amino acids. The transcript is spliced from 6 exons. The record is from RefSeq and is a predicted model, not a curated record. Lineage: Eukaryota; Fungi; Basidiomycota; Agaricomycetes; Agaricales; Schizophyllaceae.